AAUAAGAGAAUCUCAGAAUUUUAAUUAUAUCCUUAAAAAUCUUCUUGUUUUUACAAAUGAACUAUUCAUCAACUCAAUUUUAGCAUUCAGCAAUUAAAUGGACUACAAACUUUAUUCAAAACCAAACAGAUUUGGCAGACUCUCUCAGAUAUCGAAGCAGCUAAAUGUUGACUGGAACAGGAUCCUUGAGCUUGAAUCUAAUGUUGAUGAACACAAGAGGUAUAUCAAGAUUUGUGAAAGAAAUAAACAUAAGUGCGACUUCCUAAGAUUGACCCAAACCCAUGAUGCCUUGAAGAUAAUAAAGAGCGAAUUAAGUGAGUAUAAAUGGAUUCUUAAUGAAGACUCUAAUUCUACCAACACAAAGUUGUUUGCUGAUCUAUAUGUGCAGGUGAACUAUCUUCUCUGAAAGUUACAGAACUUUGCUCCUUCAACGAUGACACAAGAAACAAAACUUUUAGGAGUUAAGAGCGAGGAAAGCAAAUGGUUAAAUCAUUUAAAUCAAGAAUCAGCCUUAGAUCAUGCUUCUCUUGUAGAAAUACCUUUAUCGCAGCAACAUGAAUCGGAAUGGAGAAGCCUUUUAUUUGGUAUAUCGAGGAACUGCUUUAUUGAUAUAUGACGCACAAUUGAUUGUGGAAAUCGUUUUUGCCCAUCUCUGAGACAUGAAGAAUUAUAUAAAACCUUGAUUGACAUCACUUGAUUAAAGGACCAAAAAUUGAUCAGGAAAAUGAAGAAGCUGACUUUUCUAGAUCAUUAUGAGCUAAAGAUAGAUAAUACUAUAGUAAAGGGAAAUUAUCUCAACCUUUUCUUGGAGAAGUGUUUUCCUAAAUAACGUGAGAACUCUUACUCUAGAAGCUGAAAGCAACCAAUUCUUUAAUAUCACCAGGAUUUUCAAUCCACUUGUGAAGGCUAGUUACAGGAUCACAGACAAAAUUUUGAUCAGUAGGAUGAGGAUCAGCCAAAGACAGUAUCAAAAGCUACUUGUUGCGAAUAGAAAUACCGGAGUAGUUGGGCUCCAUGAUUGCCAUCUUUUGAUUACUACUGUGCUCAAAUUUGGACAGUCAAUGAAAGGAGCUACUAUUAAAACUCUUGAUUUUAGUAAAUGUGGUCACAGAUCUGUGAAGAAUAGGCUUGAAGCUAAAAAUAUUUUUGAGCUUAUAUUGCAAGGGAUCUCAGAAUGUCCUGAUCUUAAGGCCUGCUUGGAGCUUGUUGAUUUCAAAGAAGGUCGACUAUUUCAACGUGACAUAAUAGUACUUCGAGAGAAGCAUGAUCUAAUUCAUGUAAAAUAUGAUUGCUAACCUGUAAAA
This is a messenger RNA of Moneuplotes crassus, 1304 nucleotides long. Lineage: Eukaryota; Ciliophora; Spirotrichea; Euplotida; Euplotidae. The record is from the annotation of a GenBank genome assembly.